Molecule: messenger RNA, 711 nt
Organism: Branchiostoma belcheri (Belcher's lancelet)
Lineage: Eukaryota; Metazoa; Chordata; Leptocardii; Amphioxiformes; Branchiostomatidae
Product: histone PARylation factor 1-like
Exons: 8
Coding region: 1-711 (236 amino acids)
Biological process (GO): DNA damage response; regulation of protein ADP-ribosylation
Cellular component (GO): nucleus
Molecular function (GO): poly-ADP-D-ribose binding; histone binding
Source: RefSeq, a predicted model, not a curated record
AUGAGCAGCGCCACCUGGCAGUUUGGAGAAAAAAGUAAGAAAUCCGGACCUCCGCGGAAGAAGGCUAAGAUAGACGAUGGAGGAGGCGACAGUCGCACCAGGACAGCUGAGCUUCAUGAUGAUCUAAAGGCCAAGUUCAAAGUUGAUCUGCCUGAUGACUUCUACCAGCUGUGGGACUUCUGCAAGACUCUGGAUGCAGAAAAUCCUGCAGGAGCCUUGGACAGCGCACUUGGCUUGGAGCUUGUUGGUCCAUAUGAUCUCCUGGCUGACAGGGUGGUGACAGAAGGUGCACAGGAAGCAGACUUCCUCCUCCACUGGAGAUACUUCUACGACCCACCGGAGUUCCUCACUGUCAUGAAGGGAGAUGACGAGACACUGCACCACAUCGGUUACUUCAGAGAUGAACCAAACAAGAAACCAGUGUUUGUGGCUUCGAACCAUGCCCAGAAGAACUACACCAUUUCUCCUCAGGGGGACAACCUGUUUGCAGCUGUCAAAUUGCAUCUCAACAAAGUUUUGAAACAAACGAAGGACAAGAAGAAGAAAGAAGAGUUGAACAAACUGUCUGCCAAACUGGAACAGCAGGCAAAGGAGGGAGGGUACUCACUGGAGGAACAGCCAGCAUCUUUCAAGGCAAGAAGGAAGAAGAUGGUGACCCCAACCUUCCAUGGUGCAGGAAUAGUGGUGCCCCUGGACAGUAAUGAGGGAUGA